Ogataea angusta is the source of this 1014-nucleotide messenger RNA. RefSeq lists its product as uncharacterized. The transcript has a single exon. Lineage: Eukaryota; Fungi; Ascomycota; Pichiomycetes; Pichiales; Pichiaceae. The record is from RefSeq and is a predicted model, not a curated record. Gene Ontology annotation, molecular function: protein binding. The coding region runs from base 1 to 1014 and encodes 337 amino acids.
AUGUCUUCAGUGGCUCGUCGUCUGGUCGGCAAGGCCUCGUCGCCACCAUGCGCGCUUCGCAUUCACCCGUCCGACCCAACGGUCGUCUACAUUGGCACAUACAAGCUUGUGAAAGACAGCGAGCGAUACGGAACAAUUGAAAUUUGGAAGUGCACAAACACACUACAGAAAGUAAACGAGAUCGCAGCGGGAUCGGCGAUCCUGGACCUCAAGUUCGACCCAUUCGACGAAUCGCGGCUGAUCAGCGUCCACUCAACAGGUAACCUAAAAAUAUGGAAGCUGACAGACGAUUAUCUGCAUUUGACACAAACUUUAGAUUAUCAGGCAUAUGAAGAAACUACGCUCAUAACAGCGGCCAAUUUUCAUCCAACAAAACAAAACGUGCUCACGUUGAGCACCACCACUGGAGUCUGUUCUGUUGUCACACUGGGUGACAAAAUAAACCAAAGAGACUUCGACACGACUCAUGACCUCGAAUGCUGGUUUUCCACUUUUGGUUGUUUCAACGGCUUGCAGGACAUCGUCUUUUCCGGAGGAGACGAUAGAAAUCUGAUCGCACAUGACAACAGAAUGGCAGGCGUUGCCGUCUGGAAAACAGACCGCCUACACGACGCAGGAAUAGUCUCAGUGCUGCCGGCCACACCGUCCUGGAACAGCGCACAUCCUUACACCAUAUGGACCGGGAGCUACGACGACCAUCUCAACUCUCUCGACUUGCGUGUGAGUCCGCCCAGCGAUCUGAUUCCUGGCGUUCCCCCAAGAGUUCUGCAGCGAGAAGACCUUGGCGGAGGGGUGUGGAGGCUGAUUCCCGGGCCGAACAAUGAUGGCCGAGUUCUGUGUUGCGCCAUGUAUGCUGGUUGCAGGAUGCUCAAGUCCGCUGGCGACACGAUCAUUGUCGAGCAGGAAUUCAAAGACGACCACGAUUCCAUGGUCUACGGAGGUGACUGGACGGCAGGAAACAUGGUGACGUGUAGUUUCUACGACCAAAUCAUUCAGGUCUGGGAACGGCAAUAG